AUGGCUUGUGAAAAUAACAAAGUUCCCAUUCAUAUAUUUUUGGAUCGGUCCUCUAAUGCUUCAUUUAAAUUAUUCAAUAGUCUUACCCCAUCUACCACUUCUAGCUUUAAAGUAUUUGAACUUUUAACUAAAAAAGGGACAUACUUUAUUUCUCCAAUUACUAUUCCCCCAGUUGAACAAGAUAAUGUAUUCAAACCUUUUGAGGAGUUGGAACACUAUACGUUCCAACUUAAGACCCAAUUAGGUGGUUUAGUUAAAAAAAAUGUAGAAAAUUUAAAUUUCAUCUCUAAUAGUUCGUCUAAUUCUUCCUCGGUUCUAGCAGCAGAAAAAAUUAGUAUAGAAAUUUUCCAACUCUUGGCCCUAAAUUAUAUAUGUAAAGAAUUGUCUUUACAUUUCUUAAAUUUUAAUUUCUCUUUGUUGGUUUGUUAUAAAGAACUUACCCUAAAGAGUGAAACAUCCAUAUCUCUGAAUAGAACUGUAAAUUCUUUAGACACUAUUACCCAGUAUAAUAGAAUAGUUUCUCCAUUUAUUCCAACUCCAGGUGAAAAUCCUCUGAUGAUAAUUCUUGAAAGUGAUUUAGAUAAAUCUACUGAUUCAAAUUUUGAAUAUAUCUAUAAAGUAAGAAGACAAGUUAAAAUUGAAAAAGAAAAACUUAAGUCCCCUUUGGCUAAAUGUUUAUAUGAUUUGGCUAGAAAUGCUUAUCUUUAUGAAGAAGAAGCUAAACCAGACCUUUAUGAGAAGAAGUUAGUAGAAGAAAUACUUUCAAUAUAG
This is a messenger RNA of Dentiscutata erythropus, 771 nucleotides long. Lineage: Eukaryota; Fungi; Glomeromycota; Glomeromycetes; Diversisporales; Gigasporaceae. The record is from the annotation of a GenBank genome assembly.